Etheostoma cragini (Arkansas darter) is the source of this 3845-nucleotide messenger RNA. Its product is annotated as probable G-protein coupled receptor 153. Lineage: Eukaryota; Metazoa; Chordata; Actinopteri; Perciformes; Percidae. Gene Ontology annotation, biological process: G protein-coupled receptor signaling pathway. The transcript is spliced from 6 exons. Gene Ontology annotation, molecular function: G protein-coupled receptor activity. Bases 721 to 2739 code for a protein of 672 amino acids. The record is from RefSeq and is a predicted model, not a curated record. Gene Ontology annotation, cellular component: membrane.
CCACGGAGCGUCUGACCCGCGCACGAGCCUGGGCUGUCGGGAGCGCGCAGCAAUCAUUCCUCAUCCGUUGCACGCCUCGCCAGUGUCGGAAAACACUAAAAGACAUUCGUCUUUUACCUAAAAAGAAAUAACCGCUCUUUUAGCCCUCGUGUUGUCGCGCGACCACCCGCUUCGCGGUGAAGAAGCUGACAUACUUAACCAAAAACUCGUUCAUAAUUAGUCUUUUUUUUCGUCAAUGUGAGGGUAACACGAUACAAGAGGAGAAGGCUACCGCUGUGGUGAUGUGUUGUUUCGGGGCUCAUCCUUCAUUUCGCAGGUCGUUACUUUAACUUGAUGCCGUUCAGUUUGGGGAUGUAACCGCGAGGAAGCCACUUUAACGGACCUGAACUGAUGUGACUCAACGUGUGCGUUCAUUCCCCUAAACAAUGAGUCCGUUAGGAGCCUGAAGCGUCUUGUGAAAAGCCACAGGCUUGUAAGGGAACUGGCCUGGCCCUUUCACCCUCCACCUCUAACUGGCCCACUGUGUCACACUACUACCAUGUCUUUUCCCUGCUGUGGCCAUCCCAUGGAGAGUGCACGCCCACCCAGAUAGGAUGCCUGCCUUGCCCGACGUCCUGCAUCCCCUCCUGCCCAUCACCACCUCCUCCUUCUCCUUGGGUGUACCUGCUCUUGUCAACGGUUCCUUGCGGCCCCCCAGGCUCCACCCUGACCCGCUCCAACAUGGUGGAUGAGGUACCCACCAUGAAGGAUGACGUGAUCAACGCCAACACGCUGGCUUGGCUGAUCUGCUCGGGCGUGUCCAUCCUGGCCAACACUUGGAGCAUCCUUAGCGUCAGUGCCAAGCAGAAGAAGUGGAAGCCACUGGAGUUCCUUAUCUGCACCCUGGCAGGCACGCACAUCCUCAACAUGGCCAUCCCCAUCACCAUGUACUGUGUCAUAACGCUGCGCCGUCAGCACUCCAACUACGAGUGGAACGAGGGUCUGUGCAAGAUGUUUGUCUCCACCUUCUACACUCUCACAUUGGUCACUUGCUUCUCCGUCACCUCGCUCUCUUAUCACCGUAUGUGGAUGGUACGCUGGCCUGUGAACUACAGGUUGAGUAACACCAAGAAGCAGGCAGUGCACACAGUGAUGGGAAUCUGGAUGGUCUCUUUCAUCCUGUCCACGCUUCCAGCAGUGGGUUGGCACGACACCAUCGAUCGCUUCUACACUUCUGACUGCCGAUUCAUUGUGACGGAGAUUGGUCUCGGCUUCGGUGUGUGCUUUCUGCUGCUGAUCGGUGGCAGCGUAGCCAUGGGUGUGAUCUGCAUUGGCAUCGCUCUCUUCCAGACCUUCUCCAUUCAGGCAGGCCACAAGGCUGACAAGAACAAGUUCAACGUCCCCACCAUAGUGGUGGAGGACGCCCAGGGGAAGCGCAGAUCAUCCAUUGAUGGAUCGGAGCCACUCAAAACGUCACUGCAGAUCACCUACUUGAUCAGUGGAAUUGUCUUUAUCUACGAUUUCCUGACUGGCUUCCCCAUACUGGUGGUGAGCUUUGCCAGUCUGAAGUUUGACCGCUCCUACAACUGGAUGGUGUUGUGUGUGCUGUGGUGCUCCAUUGCCCAGUCCAUCCUGCUGCCCAUGUUCCUCUGGGCUUGUGACCGCUAUCGGGCUGACAUCCGCAUGGUGUGGGAGAAGUGCGUUGCCAUCAUGUCCAACGACGACGUGGAUGAGGAAAACAGCCAAGAUGGAGGAAUUCAUGCCGACUUAAUAUAUGACAGACCAUAUGACUAUAGCUCGGCGCCUGAAAUCGUGACGGUAGACCGUAAUGCCAAGUAUGAGUUCUCAACCUUAGAAAGGGGGGUCCCGCAAGGGUAUCCAUUGAGGGAACAACAGGAAGAUAAAAUGCAGUAUUUGCAGGUGCCCCCUACAAGAAGAUUCUCCCACGACGAAACCGACAUGUGGACCAACGACCUGAUCCCCUCAUACCUUCACCGAUGGGGCUCCACCGAGGACAUAAUAGUGACUGCUCACUACAGCUCCACCUUGCCGCGCCACGAGAGGCGCAAGAACAGCCUGGUCUCCUACCACGAGGAGAGCCACCAUCCCCAUCACCCGCAUCGAAAGCGGCGACGCUCUGAGGACAGUAUGCACUCCCUCAAGCACCUGCCACGCGUGGUUUGUGGUGGGGAGCACUAUGAGGACGAACUGCGGUGUUUUAGCCGCGACGAGGUGAUCAACUUUAUAGAUGAGACGCCGCUCCCGAGCCCCAGGAAGAGCCCACGGCGCACAUCCACCAUCUCACUUAUCCCAGAUGUGUAUGAACAGCACACAGUCAUCCUUCCUCACUUCCUGCUCACAGACUUUGAGCGGGAGCCUCAAGCGCUCAGGCGGCUCUCAGAUCACAAAAGGAGCAGCAGUCGGUGCAACACGCCUGAGGCUUCCCCCAAACCAGACAGACCUGCUGGAAAGAAGAGCCCUGGGGCGUGUGGCUCUGGUAAACGCUGUCGGGAGAGUGAGGGGAAACAGCAGUGUGAAGUGGCCUCACCUGGGCGAAGCCAGCAGACUCCAGGGCACUCUGCCGCUAGGCCCAGGACAGGCAGUGAAGCCAGGGCUGGAGCUAGAGCUGAUGGGGGGCAUCAGAAGCGCCUGAGCAAGGGCGAGAGUAAAGGAAGCACAAACAGUUUUGUAAGGACACCCUCUGCAUCGUCCUCAGGUUACAUCACCUUUCACUCUGAUUCUGUCGGCUCCACCACCUAAAAGCAAAGUUUUUCCUUGUUAAUAUCAACAUUAUUACUGCAGUUAUUAUCAUGAUGAAAACCACUGAAAUAUUGGUAGUUAUGGAAAAGUGACCUACUGGAUUUUUUGUCCUUUUUACUUGUGCCACUAUUCUGUUUUACUAUAUAUACCACCAAUAAAUAUCUGUUAUACUUAAUGGCCUUGGGAGCUUUGGACGUUUCUGAAUGGGCCUAGUGUUGAUUUUAUAUACUAGCCGGUGAAAAGAUUGGGUGGUCCUGUUCCUGUGCUUUCACAAAAUAUCCUCUGAGGACAUUAUUUGUUUCCAGUUCUGACACAAAUAAACUUUUUUUUAAAUGGCGUGAACAUUCCCACUCCUUGUUUUUGCUGAUCAAUGUUGUUUCUCAAAGAAUUGGAGGAGGUAGUACCUUGUAUUUUAUUUUGCCUGUGUGUUUUGUCAUAUGGACACAUUUGCUUUCAAACCAAACUUUCCUGAUUACUGCCAAUGUACCGUGACUUAAGGCCAUGACACAUUAUGUUCUACAUGCUUUUUUAAAAUCAUAUUUCUAUUAACAUUAUUAUUCACAACACAUUAAACCUUUUUUCCAGCACCCUACAUUGAAGUAAAUGGAGUGGUAAUCCCAAAUUCUUUAAUGCCUGAUAGUUUUACAGUCACUGUGUGAGAUAUUGAGAUAUAAUGUGAAGACCCCUAAAUUCUUAUGGAAAAUGUGAAGUCAGUUUGUAAAAAAGAUUUACUGACAUGUAUAUAUGAAAGAUAUUAGAUUUAUGUUUUUUUUUGUUUUUUGUUUUGUUUAUUCAGACCUUUGGUUAGACCCUUUUUCUCCCAAUUGUUAUUAUUCCAAUGUUUGGAAAUAAUCAGGCACAAUAUUUGCUCAUCACAUUGCAUAUUUAGAUUAGACCAAUACAGAAAUGGUGCUUUGUCCCCAUCAACUGAGCAUGUCAGCCUGACUUCACCUCUUGUUUUCAGUAAUGUGUUAAAAAGCACCAUUUAAGAUUUUUGUUAAAAAGCUCUCUAAGCAGAAACCUCCAAACCUCUAACCUCUGUCCAAAAAUUAAAUAAUUGCAGCAUUCAGGCUCACUAGAUGUGGUAUAACUUAAACACUGGUGUA